AUAAAAAACUUCAAGGAGCAGCUUCAUCGGCGGACAAUACCCUAACAAAAGAUUUUGGGGGCGCUCCUCGGCGAAUAACUUUCGAGCGAGCCAGCGAGAUCCGCUAGAGAUGGUGUGGUUUCAGUGCGAAGUUUGCGGCGAGAACCUCAAGAAGCCGAAGCUUCCUAACCAUUUCCGAAUAUGCUCGGCCCACAAGCUAUCUUGCAUCGAUUGUGGGGACAUUUUUAGCAAGGAAAGCGUUCAGAGCCACACCCAAUGCAUGACUGAAGCGGAGAAAUAUGGUCCAAAGGAUCAUGGGAAGCCCUCUCAGAACUCAAAUAGUAAGCCCGAGAAGCCAAAGAAAAAUGCAGAUGUUGAUAUAACUGUUGGACUAUCUUCACGUCCUCCUUGGUUUUGUAGCCUCUGCAAUACAUCCACUACUAGCAAGCAAACAUUACUACUACAUGCUGAUGGCAAGAAACACCGGGCAAAGGCUAAAGCUUUCCAUGCUGCUCAGAAACAGUCUAAUCAAACUGAAGAAACAAAAGAAAAUAACAAGGAAAAUGCAGAAACUACUAUUCCCAAGUUAGAGCCAGUUAAAACAACUGGUUCCAAUGUGGAUAAACCUAAGGAAAAUGAUAUAUCAGCAGUUGGUGCUCAACAAGUUCUAGAAAUGAAGUUUGACAAGAAGAGGAAACAUGAUGGUGUUGGGAGCAUUCUCAACACUAGUAAUGAGGGUAAGAAUGCAUCUGAUCUAAACAACGGGGAAGUGAUACAAGCAGAAGAAAAUGAAGAGAAGAAUCGAUCAAAGAGAAGUAAGAAUGCAGAAAAGGUAUCUAACUCAGAAUGCUUAGGCAAUCAAGCAGGCGAUGGGGUGGCUUUAAAGAAGAAAAUAAAAUGGAAGAAACUCAUUAUGUCCAUCUUGAAUUCGCAGAAACCCGACAGAACCAUGAAGAUAAAGAAACUACAAAAACUCGUUAUCAAAGAUCUCAAAGUAUCAGGCGUUACUGGGGAUGAGUUGCAGCUACGUGAUGCAAUGAUGGAGAAGAUCAAUUCAAGCUCUAGAUUUGUCAUCGAUAACAAGCUUAUUUGCUUGGCAGCUAAGGCCAACAAAUCAUAGUAAAGCGAAAGAGUAAUCUAAUGGACCAUAAGAUUUAUUAUCAGGUGAUAGUUUUCUAUUUUGGUUCUUGAUUUACUUUUAUUUCUUUGAUAAUUCAUUAUUAUCUCUUCAUCCAACGCAGAGAACUUUUUCAUUUCUCAGAUUUCAAAAUUCUUUUUGCGCUGCCAAAGGUAACAAAUUUUCAAACAUUGGAUAUGAGUAAUAUUUGGAUGAAUCUUAGAGGGGUUUAGGAUUAAUGUAUCCAUCCAUUGAGGAAACGGCAUUU
Messenger RNA from Dendrobium catenatum, 1364 nucleotides. RefSeq names its product UBP1-associated proteins 1C. Gene Ontology annotation, cellular component: nucleolus. The record is from RefSeq and is a predicted model, not a curated record. The transcript is spliced from 6 exons. Gene Ontology annotation, biological process: rRNA processing; negative regulation of transcription by RNA polymerase II. Lineage: Eukaryota; Viridiplantae; Streptophyta; Magnoliopsida; Asparagales; Orchidaceae. Gene Ontology annotation, molecular function: zinc ion binding; DNA binding. The coding region runs from base 110 to 1099 and encodes 329 amino acids.